UUUGGUUUGCUAUCCGACUAUUGACCAUGCAGGCUUAUCAGUGAUCCAUCUGCCAACAUCUCGGUGCGGAAAGUGGGAAGUGGGGGCCGCUCUACGGAGGACCCUGGUCUCUUCGCACGGCAGUUUGUCGUCUUCAACUGUUUGUUGAUAAGUUUGUGUUCGCUCAGACUUUCUUGAGAAAUGCAAAGCUAAGCUUAUCCAUAGGCAGAACUUCACUCCAACCAUCUGGUCAGUCGAUCUGCACCUCAUCGCGACUGGAGCCUUCAUCCUCAAUUCGGGAAAAGUAUCCUGCUUUGCCUGCCGGAGGCGAUCCCGACACGGCUACAAGAGAUAAGCUCGCAACACCAGUGGAAUAUGACUGCUGGAGGCUCGUCUCAACGACCUUCUAUCCUUCCCCACAUCAGUAUUGAAAGAAUACUUUUCGAGGCUGUCCAAAGCCCUAAAAAGGCAAUGCGAUCCAACUCCCGGUAACAGUCUUGAGUGUAAAACCGGCGAGGUCGAAGUUCGAGAUUCUUAAGUCCCCCGCACGAUGUUCACAGACGUCGGGUCAACCCCACCUCGAAUGCAUCCCUGAACCCCCUCUUAGAGCUAGGAACCCCUUGCCCUUGACUCCGCAUAACUGGACUUUGAGAUAAGAAAUCGCCAUUCAACAACACAACCGCCAUGAGGGCAACUUCGAUUAUCGAUAUGCCAUUCAGUCCACAUUUAUUGUGCUAUCAGUACAAUCUCGGAUUCGACUAACAAACUUGGACUGGCGUUAUCGAGAGCUCUGCCCCAGUCCCAAAGGUACGGGCCCGACGCCGUUGGCCCGAGUCAACCGAACCCGCCGACCUACAUCGAUCCGCCGUCCGAACGUUGAAGCAAUCGCCAAGACACCAAAGACUGGAGAAAGCAAACAAUGUCACGCCUUUGUGUUACAUACAGCCCCACGGGAUGAACGGCAUAUAGUCUUAUCCGUAGGCCGCGGCCCGCGAUAUCAUCGGGCCCCUGCCCUAGCUCGUUCGCGAAACGUCACGACAUGGGCGCCACGUUCUGCAGCUCUCGACUGAUUAUCUCUCGGCGCUCGCUUAUGCAGAUCAAUCCCGGCGUGAUAGGACACUUUCAAUACCGCCCAGAAGCCAUCGCGGCAACGAUGGUACGCAGCAGGUACCCUGUCUCGAGAAGGCGAACCCCUCUAGAGCCGUCCAUUCCUCUGGGACCGAGCUGUUUGGACGAGGUUGCCUCGCUCCCGACUUCCCUUCGCAUACUUAGUGGCGCAUUCACAUACUGAGACCGGUUUAGCUUGCGUGCUGCAGAUUAUCAUAAUGUUGAUGUCAGUUGAUGUUCUAAUGGACAACUUGGAGAUUACCCAUCGAUACAACUCUAUCACCGGUGUCGGGGUAAUGCCAGGUUUGGCUACCUUAAGUCAAGUUACUCAGGUGCAACAUCACCAAAAGCCUAAGGUUCCACAAGAUCCUCAGCUAUCUUCCAGCUUUUCCAUAAAAGCUACCCAGAUCCGUCAUCAUUGUUAGAAUGGACUUAAGAUCUCUACGCCCUCCUGAACCCUAAAGACUCCGCCAAGUUCUUGGACAACAUGGGCUUCACUUCGGCAACUCGCGCCUUUAGCCUGGGAGCACUCCUUCUCCUAGGCCCAAAUUUGAUCCCUCAAGUCGAUGGCCUUCCCAAGACAUCAUGGGCUCAACAGAGGGCCAAAGGGCAUGGCAGGAAAGCUCUCAGCCAGUCUAUGAACAAGCGUCAGUUCAGCAAUGGCAGUGAGCCAGCUGACUGCGUAGUCCACGAUCCGAUGGACAUUGACGCCCCCAAAGACAACAUUUGGAGUGGUCUGACAGGCCCUGAAGCUGCUGGUGUAACCGAAUGGCUCUUCGCACAGAGAGAGUUGAACCUCACUCUGAGUGACAAUGCUACCUCCUGGGAUAACACAAUUGUCUUGGUCGAGCUCAUGCAGCCAAAUAAGUCAGACGCUCUGGCAUACAUCGACGGCAGCGGCCCUGCUCCAGCCCGAUAUGCCCACGUCUUGCUUGACUUCCGCGCCACCGAGGAGCCUGAGUAUCAAGACAUUCUAGUAGGCCCAUUGCCGGUCACCAAUGGCACCACCAAGUGGGAGCGACUGGACUACCCUUACACGCGUAAGACUAGCGGUCGCGUGCGAAACCUGGAUGCCGACGACGACGCUAUGCAAGAAUGGCUCUACGAUGUCAGCAAGAGCAUCGCCGACAUCACCAAAGAUCUCUGGAACGCCACUGCUCUUGGGCUCGAGAACGACACCUUGGAAAUCUGGGGUAUUGAUCCCUACUACCAGGAUGACGGCCGCAUUCAGCGCUGGGACACUUUCUGGAGCAUCCCCGACUCCAUCUUCGACGUCGGCUCGAUGAUGCCUAUGGGACUGUUCUUCAUGUCUGACGUCACCGGCCGCGACCCUUCCAAGUGGAUUCUGGAGGGAUGGUACUACAACGGUGUCUUCUACGAGAAUACAGAGGAGUUCCGCACUGCGUACUGGGGUGGCAACGUUGAGAAGCUCGGCGGCAACUUUGCUGGAGACUGGUCGGCUACAGAUCAGCAAGGUCAGGUUCUUCCUAUGGACACCAUGGCUCCUCCGACUGCGGUUGCUCCCCAAGGCGCCAGAUACUCUGUCGACGCUGAGAGAAAAUAUGUUGAGUGGAUGGGCUGGUCGUUCUAUGUUGGCUUCAAUCGAGACACCGGUAUGGCUCUCUAUGACAUUCGUUACAAGGGCCAGAGGAUCUUGUACGAACUCGGUCUCCAGGAGGCUUUGGCUCACUAUGCCGGAAGCGAUCCCACCCAGUCUCACGUAGCAUACCUUGACACAUACUACGGUUUUGGCCCGUUUGCCUUCGAACUGCUCAAGGGAUACGACUGUCCAUCAUAUGCCACCUAUCUCAACUCCUCGUUCUACGUUUCCGAGUCCACUCACACGCACCUGAACAGCAUCUGUCUGUUUGAGUUUGACGCCGACUACCCCAUGGCUCGACACUCGUCUCAGGACUACGUCACAGCCACCAAGAAUGUCUACUUCACCAUUCGUUCCGUCUCAACCGUUGGCAACUAUGAUUACAUGUUCAGCUACAGCUUUUUCCUCGACGGCAGCGUUGCCGUAGAAGUCCGUGCCUCCGGCUACAUCCAAGCCGCGUUCUACGCCAAGAACGACGGCUACGGCUUCAAAAUCCACGACCAGCUGUCUGGCAGCAUGCACGACCACGUGGUCAACUUCAAGGCUGAUUUUGACAUCUUUGGCACCGACAAUACGGUGCAGCGCAUGCACCAGGUCCCCACGACGCAGGUCUACCCCUGGUCCAAGGGCAAGGCGUUCAACACCAUGAAGGUGGAGCGCGAGUUCAUCGAGAACGAGGACCAGGGCCGCUUCGACUGGAGCUACAACAACCAGGACCAACUCUUUGUGCUCAACCAGGACGUCAAAAACAAGCACGGCGAGUACCGCGCCUAUCGCAUCCUGCCGUACACCGGCGCCGCGCAUCUGACCGUCAAGGACUCGAACAUUCUCAAGAACUCCGCUAAGUGGGCAGUCAACGACAUCAUGGUGUCGAAGCGCAAGGACACGGAGCCGCGCAGCAGUCACCCAUACAACAAUCAAGACACUGAGAACCCGCCGAUCAACUUUGAUGCGUUCUUUGACGGCGAGAGCCUCAACCAGACUGACCUCGUGAUGUGGCUCAACCUGGGCAUGCAUCACGUCCCUCAUACUGGUGACCUUCCCACUACCGUCUUCACUACGGCUCACUCCGGAAUCCAAUUCAUGCCUGCGAACUACUUCGACAUUGGCCCGAACGUGGAGACGGUCAACAUGGUCCGCAUCAAUUACUCCAACGGCACCACAACGGAUGUCUUCACCUUCAACGCUGAGACGGACACAUGUGCGCUCGACUACGAGCCUACGCAGGCUGAUCUGUGGACUUACAAGGGCGAUGUGGUUGUUCGCAAGUUCCCCUACUUGCCGGAUGACCCCUACUAUGACACGGAUAGCAUCUAG
Messenger RNA from Colletotrichum scovillei, 4003 nucleotides. RefSeq names its product copper amine oxidase. NCBI's taxonomy places the organism in Eukaryota, Fungi, Ascomycota, Sordariomycetes, Glomerellales, Glomerellaceae. Gene Ontology annotation, biological process: amine metabolic process. Bases 1574 to 4003 code for a protein of 809 amino acids. The transcript has 5 exons. The record is from RefSeq and is a predicted model, not a curated record. Gene Ontology annotation, molecular function: primary methylamine oxidase activity; quinone binding; copper ion binding. Gene Ontology annotation, cellular component: plasma membrane.